Molecule: messenger RNA, 1509 nt
Organism: Anoplophora glabripennis (Asian longhorned beetle)
Lineage: Eukaryota; Metazoa; Arthropoda; Insecta; Coleoptera; Cerambycidae
Exons: 2
Coding region: 73-1284 (403 amino acids)
Source: RefSeq, a predicted model, not a curated record
GUCAGUAGUGAGCGAUUGCAUCUGAGACGUAUAUUUAACGUUACAGUGAAUGUUCGUAUAUCUGAAUAAAUAAUGAGUCCACAACUAACAGCAGAACAAAAUGAUUGCAUAAGAAAAAUAGCUAAAAAUGAAAAUAUCAGUGACUAUGUGUUGGAAGUUGAAUCUGGUUCAGUGAAAGGUGAUGGUUACCUGGGGAUUAUAUCAACCGUAAAUAUAAUUAGUGAACCCAAGAAGCUAAAUUUAGUAAUGAAAACAGCUGAGACCAAUGAGGAACUUCGAAAGAAAAUUGUGAUCAGAAAGGCGUAUCUAAGGGAAAUUUUUAUCUACAAUAAAAUAUUCCGGGAAUUUGAAAAUUUCCAGAGAAAACGAAAUAUGCAGAAUGGUUUUAGUGCGUUUCCAAAAAUAUAUGGUAGCUGCGAGGAGGACUGUAAAGAAUUCUUAAUUUUAGAAAAUUUGAAGGAAGUUGGCUAUAAGUUGUGGAACCGUAAAGUUCCAAUGGACGCGGAACAUGUAGCAUUAGUAUUUUCCGAAUAUGGAAAAUUCCAUGCUAUGUCAUUAGCUAUAAGAGACCAGGAUCCUGAAAUGUAUGAAGAACUUACUAAAGAUCUUAGCAAUAUAUUUGAAGAUUCACAUUCCAAAGAAGAGUUCGAGCACUCAAUGAAAAUUAAUACAAGUAAAGGUUUUAGAGCAGUUAAAGGUGAUAAUUACGCUACAGAAGCCUUACGAAGAUUUUCUGAUUCUCUUGGAACUUUAUUCGAACAAUAUAGCAGACCAGAAAAUAAAAUAGUUAUUAAUCAUGGAGACUGCUGGUGUAACAAUAUGAUGUUUAAGUAUGAGGACAAUGGAAAUCCCCACAAGCCGACAAAAAUUUGUUUACUCGACUGGCAGUUAUCAAAAACAGGGUCUCCAGUUUUGGAUUUGGCUUAUUUCUUUUUUGCCUGCGGUUCAAAAGAUAUUUUUUAUGAUUAUAAGAAAUACCUUAAAAUAUAUCAUGAAACUGUUUCGGAAAAUUUAAAACAGUUGUCCUGUGAUCCUGAAAAAAUAUUUCCUUACACGUUAUUGGAGCACCAUUGGAAAAUGUAUGCAAAGUUUGGACUCUACAUAGCUCUUAUAGUAAUAACGGUGAUGUUAAGUGAAGAAAAUGAAGUUAAAACACUUAAAGACGCAGCCAAAAAUAACGAAUCUAUUUUCGAAACCUUCAAUUAUGACGGUAUUAACGUAAACGACUAUAACAAAAGAAUUUUAGAUAUUGUAACUUUUAUGGCAGAACAUGAAUUGAUUUAGGAGUACAAUUUCAUUAAUUAUUAUUAAUUCAUAGUUGAAAGUUAUUAAAUUAUGUUGUUAAUGAAUGUAAUUAUAAUAAAGUGAUGUAAACGUACAAAAAAGGUUGUUCUUGUUGUAAACGAAGAUGUGUAGGUAGUAAGUAAGCAAGCAUAUUAUUCCGGUACAGUAGGUAUUGUUCGUUGUAUGUAAAAGUUUUGAUGAAAUAAAGAACUUACUUUAGUUUUA